Ipomoea nil (Japanese morning glory) is the source of this 1289-nucleotide messenger RNA. RefSeq lists its product as uncharacterized. The coding region runs from base 81 to 1094 and encodes 337 amino acids. Gene Ontology annotation, molecular function: 3'-5' exonuclease activity; RNA binding. The transcript is spliced from 10 exons. Gene Ontology annotation, biological process: nucleobase-containing compound metabolic process. The record is from RefSeq and is a predicted model, not a curated record. NCBI's taxonomy places the organism in Eukaryota, Viridiplantae, Streptophyta, Magnoliopsida, Solanales, Convolvulaceae.
UUAGUUUAGAAAAUAAAUAAAAUAGGAAAGAAAUAAAAAGAGGGAAAUUCCGAUCUGCCUGGGAUUCUCCGAUCGCUCGCAUGGCGUCUUCUACCCAAACCCACAUUCCUCUUGCUCCUGACCCAGGUGGUGAGGUUCGAGAGGAUGAAAGUCUGUUUCCUUCAGUUCCUGUACAUAUCGUGACUCAACCAGGCCAACUACCUGUUGAAUUCUUGGAGCCUUCUCCUGAGAACCAGCUUGUAGUUGGUUUUGAUUGUGAGGGUGUUGAUCUUUGCCGCCAUGGGACUCUUUGUAUUAUGCAGAUCGCCUUUCCAGACGCAAUAUAUUUGGUUGAUGCCAUUGAGGGGGGAGAGGCUUUGAUCAAAGCCUGUAAGCCUGCAAUGGAGUCUAGUUACGUCACUAAAGUUAUUCAUGAUUGUAAACGAGAUAGUGAGGCAUUGUAUUUCCAAUUUGGUAUCAAGUUGCAAAAUGUUGUAGAUACACAGAUUGCAUAUGGGUUGAUCAAGGAGCAGGAAGGACAUCCAAGGGUUCUAGAUGACUACAUAUCAUUUGUUGGUCUCCUUGCUGACCCAUGUUAUUGUGGAUUUUCUUAUGAUGAGAAAGAAGAAGUGCGAGUUCUUAUGAGGCAGGAUCCUAAAUUUUGGAAGUAUAGACCGUUGUCUGACCUGAUGGUCCGUGCUGCUGCAGAUGAUGUUCGGUUUCUUCUUUCCAUAUAUCAUAAGAUGGUAGAGAAAUUGAAUGAAAGGUCUUUAUGGCUUCUUGCAGUCCGCGGUGCACUAUAUUGUCGAUGUUUCUGCAUCAGUGAUAAUGACUAUGCAGAUUGGCCUCCUCUUCCGUUGCCCCCAGAAAAUCUUGUCGCUGAUGGGUCCAUUUCCGAGGAAGAGACUUUGUCUGUUCUUGAUGUUCCCCGGGGUAAAAUGGGGCGUGUCAUUGGAAGAAGAGGAUCUUCUAUUCUCGCAAUAAAGGAAUCAUGCAAUGCUGAAAUACACAUUGGAGGUGACAAGGGUCCCCCCGACAAGGUUUUCAUCAUGGGACCAGUAAAGCAAGUUCGGAAAGCAGAAGCCAUGAUAAGGGGAAGGAUGCUGGAUUUGUGAACUACUACACCACCUAUCAUAUUCUCUCUGUAUCACAUACAUUAUACAAUACCCCGCUUUCAAGUUUGAACCAAACAAACAAAAACAAAAAUCAUUGGGUCGAACGAAGCCUAUUUAUUAUCCAUCAUCCCUCCGUACAUAUAAAUAACGUACUGUUAUUUAACCUUUUAGAGGGGGGAAUAGCCAUUUUGACUU